CACUACAUCGGUGUCUGUUGUUUCAUACAGGCCAUUAUCAUUUGAACUUAACGUCCUCUGGAGAUAUCUGCAUUUCUCUGGCCUCAUCUACUCACAACCGAGAAACACUCACCGUCUACCCACUAAACCAGCACCACUCACCUUGACCUCAACCGACCACCAUCCACCAAACCACCAAAGAAUCAUCAGCGGUCCUCAUCCCCAAACCACCCCCGAAAAACUCUCCCCUAAAACGGCAUGUCCUCAAACGUCGGCCUAACCACCCCCCGCGGCAGCGGCACAUCCGGCUACGUCCAGCGCAACCACGCCUUCAUCAAGCCGCGCAACGCGGGCUACGGCGCGCCAUACCCGCCCAUCUCUGAAGACGGCGGGUUUAAACAGAGACAACCUGACAGGAAGAUUCUGGAACAUGAUCGGUUGCGUGGGAUUGAGGUGAGGGUUAUGGAGGAGAGAGAGAGGUUGGAGGAGGAGAGUGAGAGGGUUGAGGAAGAGUUGGCUGAGGGGAAGAAGGGUGGGAAGGGCAAGGGUGGUGAUGAGGAGGGGGAGGGGGAGGAGGAGGAUAAGGAAGAAGGGGAGACGUCCAAGAACGACGACAACGAGAAGAGGGUAUUAUCCGACGCUGAAAUCGACGAACGCUGCGAAACGUUCCGCCAGAAGUUACUUAAAGAACUAGACGACGAAGCCAACGCGCCCUCUGAUAGUCGUGACCGCCGCGGUCGUCGUGCUGCACCGAAAGAAAAGAAACAGUUCAAGGCGUAUCAGGUGCAUGAGCUGGCGGAGGCGAAGAUCGAGGAGAGUGAGCGGUUACGGAAGGCGUUGGGGAUUAGGGAGGAUAGGGAGACGGGGGAGAUUUCUAGUGGGUGGAGGGAUGCCCGCGAUGCUAGGGAUGCUAGGGAGGGAAGGAGGUGAUUGGAUUUUGGAUUGGGAUGGGUUGUGAUGGGUGGAUUAGGGAUGGAUAUGGCGUUUGGUGUUUGUUGGUUUUGUAUGUGUGUAUGCAUUGCAUUUGUUUUAUGGAAUGAUGGAAUGAGAUAUUGGCAUGGGUGCCGUUUAAAUCGAUGUGAUUCUGUAUAGAAGCCCUACGAGUAGAUUGUAGAUGACCUGCUCUAUCAUUGGGACUGACAGUG
Messenger RNA from Aspergillus glaucus CBS 516.65, 1124 nucleotides. It is a transcript of the gene cwc21, whose product is annotated as U2-type spliceosomal complex subunit CWC21. Lineage: Eukaryota; Fungi; Ascomycota; Eurotiomycetes; Eurotiales; Aspergillaceae. The transcript has a single exon. The record is from RefSeq and is a predicted model, not a curated record. Bases 238 to 909 code for a protein of 223 amino acids.